Besnoitia besnoiti is the source of this 5304-nucleotide messenger RNA. RefSeq lists its product as uncharacterized. The coding region runs from base 1 to 5304 and encodes 1767 amino acids. Gene Ontology annotation, biological process: regulation of cyclin-dependent protein serine/threonine kinase activity. Lineage: Eukaryota; Apicomplexa; Conoidasida; Eucoccidiorida; Sarcocystidae. The record is from RefSeq and is a predicted model, not a curated record. Gene Ontology annotation, molecular function: protein kinase binding. The transcript has 5 exons.
AUGAGCAACCCGAGGCACUCCACGUCCCACACAGUUCUGGUGGACAUCGCCGAAGCCGUGGCUGCCUUUUUGAAGCGCAUCGUCGAGUGCCUCCAGAUGUGCAUGGCGGAAACUUUCAAGGUCGAUCACGUCAUCAAGCAGCGGCGGUUCACUUACCCGUUUCCGCGUACGAGGCGCCAUGCGGCAGCGGCUCAGCGAGUCCCAUCGGGGGCGUCGAUUUCCGCGUGCAACGAAUCGGGCUCUUAUUCUCAGUGCAGCUGUGGCCCUGAGAGCGACUGCUGGAAGCGACCCAUGCCCACCCUUGCUGAAGAGGCUGCUGUAGCCCAGGAAGGGUCGUCGAGUCGCCCGCUUCAUGCCGACGUCUGGGAAGGCGAACACGUGCCGCCAGCCAGAACGCGGGCGCCUGGGCCUGCGCUAGGUGGUUGCCGGGAGGCGGCCGAUGAUGAGAUGAGGCGUGGUUUCGAAGGCCGCGUUUCCUCUCACUUCGUCGCAGGGAACCGCGAGGGAGGUGUCACGUCUGAAUCAGGGCCUGGCAGCCGGCACACUAGCUGGAUUUCCAUGCCAGCUGCUGGCUAUUGUGGAGGACCGGAUUUUGACUUAGCCACGGGGGGCAGAGUAGCGGAGCAGGGGCGCGAAGCCGACGACUACGCGAUGAUGCGCCCGGCGCCCGUCUCUCCCCGCUCUUGCUCUGGGUCGCAUCGUUCAUCAGCCCCUUCUUCGUUUGAGGCAGAUCGACCGUAUUCGCUGUCCGGAGACACAGGGCCGGUCUCCACGAAUCAGCAGUGCCGCAUCCAGCGUGGCGUUGCUCUUGUUCGGUCAGCGUCUGAAGCUCUGCCUACAGCCUCCGCCACACGCCACCCGCCUCAGGCGCCUCACCGUCAUUCGUUCUCCGCCCACCGCGGCUCGCACGGAGUUCUGUCAGGCCUCUUUCUGUUGCCAGCGCGCGCGGGAGAAGGGCGCCCCCCCAAACUCCCGUGUGUCUCUCCAACGGCAACAGCGAGCGCGGAGCCUUCGGGGUCCUCCGCAGCUUCGCGCCCUGAACAACAACGCCGUCGGAGCGAGGCGGAGCUGCCGUUGUUCGAGCCGGACGCUCCAGCUCAGCAGGGCUCUACACAGUCGACGCCAAGCUCGUCUCAAUGUGGCUGCCCCGUCGCAUUGCAAGUUUGCGACAGUGAAUCAGGAGGCUGUAUACGCGAUGCACUUGUUGUGUCCAGCGACGGCACGCCUACAGGGAACGAGACAGACGAGGACGACUUUAAGGGCAAGCGUUACAUCAGGGCCAUUCUUCAGUUGAUUCCGGAGCUGUAUAGUCGUCAUCCCCCCGUGCUUUCACUUCUUCUCCAUGACUCCCACCUCCCCUUUUUCUUUCCUCUCCACAUAGCGGAAGUCGCAGCGUUUGCGAGUCUCCUCGUUCAGCAGCCGCCGGAGGUGGCUUCCGCGCUUCGGAGCGCAUGCCUCCACGCGGCUCCGUCAUCGGGGGAGAUGGCGCAGAGGCAGGCGCCGGCGGAGGAGCUCGAGCCGACUACUUGGCAGUGCGGAAGACGCGCUGGAAGAAACUGCAGAGACAGGCGUGGAGGGGACGGGGGGAGAAGAAACGAAACACCGCCUCUCUCGGGUAGCUUUCUAAGCGCGGAGCAAACGGGGAGGAUUCGCCCUCGCAGAAGCGGAGAAUGCUUCGCGGGUGCUGAGAAGAGAGUCGACGCACAUCAAACGUAUCGUGCAGAGAAUGCUGGGCAGUUCGUUUCCGAGAGGCGGCAUCGAUCGAGUUCCUACGAGUCAACAACGCAACGAGAGGAUGAUGGCCUGGAGAAGGACGAGGAGAUCGAACCGACGCCCGAGGGGCUCCCUCGAUCCUCGCGUACUCGGUCGGUGCUGUCGCACGGGGACGAUCUGCCUAGAGUCACAAGAGCUGUCAGUUGGUGCUCUGUUUCCUCGCUUAGAAGCUGUCGCACAUCAUGUUCAGCGUCUCCGGACUCGCCUGGCGAUCCCCUGGAAGGAAGCGACACGCGAAGUCCCAGUCCGCUGGCGCCCUUUUCUCGCGCAGGAUACGACACACUGGAAUCUCCUGUAAAGCAAGCGUUGUGGGACGCAGUUUCCCGUUACACGUCCUGGGCCUCGACAGAGUUCUCCCUCUCGAGUCUCUCGUCUUUAGCUCGUGCUGCUAACCCCCUCAAGACAGAAGGAGAGGUCGUCGUGUGCCGGAUGAACUCGAGUUCAUCGCCAGGAAUCCGUUUGCCGGUGUCGCGUAUGCCUUCUAACGCUCCCACGUCCUCUCAGAUGAUCGUCGACCGAGGCGCAUCUGCAUGCAGGGCUGACGCAGCUCGAAUUAUUCAGAAAGGCGACGCGCGUGCUGCGGGAACUACACGAAGCCCCCGUCGCUCGGCUUCGUCUGGUUGCUCGUCAUUAUUAAUCUCCUGUUGCAGUGCGACCUUCGUUGAGUGGGAUUCGGUGCCAACCGCCACGGAAAACCAGCAGAGCAUAAGCCAGGGUUUCCAUUCAUCGUUCAACUCGCUUCCUGCUUCCUGCUCGAGCCGCGUGGGGAUUCCUGCUUCGCGCGACGAGGCACAGCUGUCUGAUCUCCAGCUAAGGCAGGCCGUGACGUCCUCGGUUGCCGUGUCCAGUUCAGGUGGUGUGCCGUUGCUCUCGGGAGCAAGCGAGCGACGGGUUUUCCCGCUGAGACUCCCGUUCCACAGUGCAGGGUCGUGUCCGUCUCUGGCGCUGCCUGCCAACAGAGGUGAAGUGUGGUUCCUCCCUGACGUGGGCGGGGACAGCCACUUGGAGCAGAAGCAGUUUGGGCCGCGGGCGUGCGGCUUGCCGUCUUCCGCAUACGGGCAGACCGAGCGCGAGCGAGCCAAGGAGGCAGGUUUCGAGACAUCAGUCUGGUUGCACGGGUGCAAGGAUGCACACGACGCCAAAGAGAGGCCUCGAACUGAAUGCAUCUGCCCAGCCAGUUGGAGAAGGGAAGCCUCUCGCGGUGGCGCCACAUCCGCGUCUGCUCCGUGGGUCUCACCAGAGGGAACAUCCGACCGCCGCCUUGCCAAGCCACCGGAGGGUGGCUUGGCAGGGCGGUCCAAGCCGGAUGAAGGAGAGCAAUGUUGGCGUGUCGCGACACGUGUGUGCGUGGCUCGGGCUCCAGUCAUUUGCCCAUCCAGCUCGUCGUUCGACGCCUCGAGGAUUUCGUGUCUGCCGUCCGCGGCAUCCGCAGCUGCGUCCGGGGGUGCCUCGUCUGCGUGCGUCAUGUACGCUGACUUAUGGGCUCUGUUUGCUGGGCAGCAAGUCCCACCUAUCCCCUUAUCGCAAUACGUUUCGCGUCUUCAGCGGCUGUCGCAGAUAAGCGCUCACGAAUGCCUGAUUGCUCUUCUGCUCAUUUCACGCGUUCUGUGUCGUCGUCCGUAUCUCCCGUUCUGUGCUUUGAACGCGUAUCGCCUCCUCCUCACCGCGUGUAUGGUUGUGACCAAGGCCUUUUCAGACAGCUUUUACACCAAUGCGAUGUGGGCGCGAUUCGGCGGAGUCACCGUCACCGAGCUCAAUCGCCUGGAGUACGCGUUCUUGCUUCUUCUCGACCAUCAGUGCUUCGUCACGUUGGACGAAUUCGCCGCGGCCUUCUGCCUCGUCAAGGAUGUCUCCAGAGCGCUGCCGGUGGACGUCUGCGGACUCAUCAGCGCCCGCGGACAGACCUUCCUGGAGGGCACUUCUGAUCUCCUUUCGAGUUCGCUUGCGCCGCCGUCGACAGCCGGCGUGUCACCGCGCGCUCACGCUACAGAGAGGCCGUCGCCAAAGCGCUGCAUGGGUUCUGACUUGGGUCGGCAAUACGAAGAGCUGGGAGCCUCGACAGCAGGGUGCGUGCCGGAGGGCAGGGCAGCCGCGGUUGGCGUCUCUCGUGCUGACCCGCGCACUAGGUUCGCGAGCGUAGCGAAGAGCGGCGAUGUGAGCAUGCCGUCACCCUCCGCUUCCUCCCCGACGACGGCUUUCUCCGGUCCCUGUGCCGCUCCCUCUCCCGGCUCGCCCCCGCAUGCACGGCUACUCGUUCACUCCCCUUCUACGCAACUGUGUCGGGGGGCGUCGUCCGUCUCUCUUUCCGUGUGCGGCAAUUUGGUGUCGACUGGCCUCCUGGCCUCUGACAUGAUGGACGCGUCGCCGAGCUGUGUCGGAGUCGACCUCAGCCGCCACCGAGGGGGCCGCAGUCGACUGUCUGCCUUACCUUGCUCAGCUGGCGUUUUCCGGCAGACGCAGCCGCGCUUGUUUGGGAAAAGUCCCAGACGGCGCGGAGGGCGAGGAAAGCCGACAUCUCCAACUCUGCAGUCUCACGCGCCAUGCAACCAAUCGAGACAGAGCUUCCCCAGCGGAGCGCCAGAGACUCUACCGCGCAGUCGGUGGCUGCGCCGGUCUUCGGCAUUUGGCGCUGCGCCUGCUCACCGGUCUUCAUGGGCGCGCGGGAGGCGCUGCCGCUCCCACCUCAGCAGAGGCGGCUGCUGCGCGGUAUCCGCGCAGCCGCAGCUUCCUCCUCGUUGUUCGCCGUCCGCUUUCCCGGCAUCCCCCGGAGGCGCGUUUGCGCAUGAAACGGGCACGGGGAGGAGACUCGUGGAGAGUCCGGAAGCCGUGGCACAGAAACGCGCCUCGAGCCGCAGGUCGUCUGGGCCGAUGGACGCAGGCAGAGCGAGUGUGCACGGAGAGCGAAGCUGGGGACAGAAGAGCGAGAGAAAGGGAGCAGUGGAGGGCGAGUCGGAUGACCCUGCAGUCGCUGUGAAGGGCGCAGUCGACCCCGUCUUUUAUGAGAGGCUUCUAAUACUACGGGCGUGCUCGCUUUCCUUCCUCCGUGCGCAUGUCAAACGGGUCGCGGGCUUCGAGAUGAAGGAGAGGCAAGAGGGGAGGCCUAUGGGCGAAGCCACCGCUGGGCGCGGGAAAGGAUGUCGAUGCGCAGAAACGGCAGCAGCGGAGCUGGAUGGCCUUCGGGUGGUUUCGACACCUUGCGGAGUGCUAGGGCACCCCGCGCGGCAGCCCAGCUCCACACACUCUGAGGCGGGGCGUGAGACGGGGAUGGGAGACGGAACUGCACAGGGAAGCGACAGGCGGGAGAGCGAAAUGAGCAGAUGCGGAGAGGAAGAAAGGUACCCGCGAGGCUUGCCCUUUGGGUCAGCAGGUAGACGGGAGACAACGUACAAGGGAGGGGGGCACGCUGAAGAAAGACAGCGACAGCUAGCAGAGGCAUUCAACUCAGUAGACUGGCGGGUAAUUGAGAAUCCGGUUGCAAGUCUUCUGUUUUCCUCCCAUCCAGUAAUGAACGCAUCGCCGUUUUCGCCUUGA